Plectropomus leopardus (leopard coralgrouper) is the source of this 3117-nucleotide messenger RNA. RefSeq names its product topoisomerase I binding, arginine/serine-rich a (gene toporsa). Lineage: Eukaryota; Metazoa; Chordata; Actinopteri; Perciformes; Serranidae. Gene Ontology annotation, biological process: protein polyubiquitination; protein monoubiquitination. Gene Ontology annotation, molecular function: ubiquitin protein ligase activity. The record is from RefSeq and is a predicted model, not a curated record.
GACGCGGUGUAGUGAAGCCAGGUUUGUGGGCUUGUAAAGAGUCAGUCCUGAAUGACAGCUAUGUAGAAAUGAAUGGUUUUCAUGAAGACGGAGACGUCUAAUCUGUCUUCAACCGCAUACCUGUCCGAGGAAGCCAAAAACUAUGUCAGCAAUCAAGAUUGCCCUGCAGCAAAGCCAGAAGAGGGGCAGGAGGAAAACCUCUGAAGCAAUGUCUGCAGAGGUGUCGCCGGACUCCAAGUGUCCCAUCUGUUUGGACAUAUUUAACAACAUUUCCUACCUGGACCUCUGCCUUCACAAGUUCUGUUUCCGCUGUAUUCAUGAGUGGUCCAAGAACAAAGCCGAGUGCCCUCUAUGCAAACAGCCAUUUCAUUCAAUCUAUCACAGUAUAAAAUCAGAGCAAGACUUUAAGAAGUAUGACCUUCGGCCAGUGGAAAGUACCUCUUUUGGGACCUUUCAGGGAGUGCGGUUUAGAUAUCGCACGACUCUUACUGGAGUCCACCGACAGAUGAGAGGAAGGACGUCUCCACCUCCAGACAAUGGAGUAAUGUUUGAGGCCUCAGCAAACCCUCCACAACAGACACAGGACCGCUACAUCCGGCGGAUGAUGAUGAGGUUGGCAGCCAAGAGGAGAGCUGCGAGUGAAGGCAGGGCAGUAAACAAUGUCAGAGAGCAGGAAAUGGUAAACUUCAGGAGGGAACUGUACCGACGGGGCGUGAAGGUUCGGAGUAUCCGAGAUGGUGGCCGUUCCAGAGACACUUCAGCUGAGUUCUUCCGAAGAAAUCCUGCCUGCCUACAUAGACUGAUCCCCUGGCUAAAAAGAGAACUCGUUGUGCUGUAUGGGGCCCACGGCUCUUUGGUCAACAUAGUUCAGCACAUCAUCAUGUCACGCAUCACACGUUAUGACAUGGAGGAUAGAGCUAUUCAGGAAGAGCUCAGGCCGUUCCUCCAGGGGCGCACAGAGCACUUCCUGCAUGAGUUUAUCACCUUUGCAAAGUCCCCCUUCAAUAUGGAGGCUUAUGAUCAGCAUGCUGUCUACGACUGCCCGGCCCCUUCCUCAAAUGAAGACAGCAGCUCCAAUUCAUCUGUAAUAGCAAUUUCAGAGGAUGAAGAGCACUCUGCAGAUCUGGACCCACCAGGAGACUCCACAUCUACUCUGAGGCACUCCAUGUGGGAUGAUGAGACGCCUGGGCCAUCGUAUUCUACGACUGCAGAGCAAAGCAGGGCAGAGUGUCUGUCAGUCCCUGACUCGGACUCAGACAGCAGUUUAGAGGAGGAGACACAUGAGUCUGGGGUCUCUACACAGCAAACGAGCUCUCAUAACCAAACAGACCCAAUUCAGGGUGAAUUUAACAAUGAAGAGUGUCCGUCUUAUGACAGCGACGACUGUAUCAUUGUUGGUUAUGUAAAACCAACAGCAGAGAGGACGCCUUUGCUGGUCCAGCUCUCCUCUAACUCAGAUGAGUCUGACUGUGAAGAUAUAAAAGCAGUGCCUCUUCUACCUCAACACAUCCGCUUCUCCAGUCUCAGUCCUGUAGCUUCUCAGAGUAGUGAUCCAAGUGGUGCUGGACAGUCAGAAAAUGCAGAAUCAGAACACUUUCACUAUUUGGCUUCAAAAGAAAGAUGUAGCUCUUCAACAUCUAGCAGGCACAAGACAUCCAGCAAGUCAGUCAGAAAAGACACAGAUAGAAGAUUUUGCAGCAAUGAUAGAUCAAGGGAGAGGUAUUGGUCCAAGGACAGAGACCGGAGGAAAAAGAGGAGGUCAAGAAGCACAGAGCGCAGGUACUCUAGCAGGAGCCCGGUGACCUCAAAAUCUGUCAGUAAUUAUAAAAAGAGGGACAGUGAUAAUAGCUAUCAGUCACUUAGACAUUAUAGCGAAGACAGAACUGAUAGUGGCCGUUACGCAGAGAGGCGAUCCUACUAUUACAGUAGCCGCAAAUACUCAGCUCGGCGCUCUCGCUCCAGGAGCCGCAGCAGGGACUCGCGUAGACGAGACAGGAGGCACUCUCGUUCUAUGACUUGUUCUAGCAGUCGCUCCCCUUCUACAAAAAGGAGAUCUCACAAUGACAAGCCCGGUGGGAAGAGAAAAUACAAAACAAGACAUUUGGAGGAAACAUCCAAAAAUGAAUUUUCCCAUUCGGAUGCUGAAGGUGACUCCCCUACAAAACACAAGAAAAAGAGCAAAGAGAAGCAUCGCAAAAAGUCCAAAGACAGGUCGAGAAAGACCAGCAGGAGCCUCAGCGUCGAGCUCGUCAACGAGGAAAACUGUCACGAGCGAAGCAAGCGUCACCAUAAGAAAAAGAAGAAACACAAGAAGAAAAGCAAAAGGCACAAGAGUAAUGAACGCACAGAGAAGCUCUCCCCUGCUGUCAUUACCAUUGAGAGUGACAGUGAUUCUUUUGCCGCGCAGGUCAGCAGCACGAAUAAGGACGACCCCAUCAACAGUACCGCAGAUGACCCUGCUGAUCCCGCCCCUUCGAACUCUCUGGAGUAGUUAUUUGGAUGUUCAGCUUCCUGCUGUGUGUGGUGGGAACUGAUGGAUCCUUCCUCAGCUGCUAAUACCUGCCAGCAGUAUUUUAGAUCCAAACAAUAUUCAGUAUGUUGAUUUUCUCCAGACCGUAAAGGAUAAUAUGAAUACAUGUAUCCCUUUAAAUGCCAGCAAAGUGUUUUCCACUGAGACAGCUCAUGGGACGCUGGCGGACAUGACAGACGCAGAUAUCUGCGAUCAACUGGAAAGCGGUCAUCAUUGGAUAAAUGACCGUGUUUUAGAGACCUAGUUUCUUGACUGUGUUAACAAACACCUAAAAAAGCUCUAUUUUAUGUGCAAAGUGCCACAAUGAACAGAAUAGAAUUAUAUUGGGAGUUGCAUAUCUUUUUAAGUGUCAGUUCUUAUUCAGGAAAUUCAUUUUCUUAAAUGGAUGCAUUUUAUUUCUAAGGUGCUCUCAGGGAUAAAAUAUAACAGUGAUUUUUCUUUUGUCACCUUACAUCUGCUAUGUUCUUGAGGCAAAACAAUGUCACCUACUGCACAUGGAGUAGUACUCAUUAUCUGCCGAUGGUGUUUGGACUUCAGAAUGGGUUCUUUUGUAUUCAAUUUUAUUUAAAAUAAAUUGUAAAGAGCAG